CAAACGUUUUCGUUUUUUUUUUUUGUUUGUUUUCACUUCACAUUUUCUUUGUGUUUUCUAAAAGCUAGGGUUUUCGUUUUCUUUAAUUUUCUCGUCCACUUUGACGGGAAACAAACACACACAUAACUCAGAAACAGCUCCAAACGGUGGAGGAUUUUGAGUGUUAUGUAUGGGAGGUGGAGAGAGUAGGUGAAAAAAAUGACUGAUUUUCAACAAUUACAACAAAAGCCCGAAUCCGCGGAUGAUAUUUGUGUGGAAUUUGAACGUGGUUUGGAGGAAUUGAUGCGUGGGCACUUGGAUGAUUGUAUGCCAUUUGCGUCGUGUAGUUCCACACGUAACAAUGAUGAUGAGGAUGAUGAAGGGGACCAGUUAGUUAGGAGAAGGAGAAGGUCUGACCUUGAGGGUGAUGACUUGGCAGAGUCUUCAGCUGCCAGAAGGCGGCAUUCACGGAUUUUGAGCAGGUGGGCUGCAAGGCAGGCACAGGAGAUGAUAACUACGAUGGAGAGGAGGAAUCGUGAGUCUGAGUUGAUGGCUCUUGCAGGUUUGCACACAGUUUCAAUGCUUGACUCAUCAUUUUUGAGGGAGUCUCAGUCUCCUACUUCGAGGCGUCAGGGGAAUGUGGAAAGGCCUAGUACUCAGGCGUCAGGGAUUUUGCAAAUGUGGAGGGAAUUGGAAGAUGAACAUUUGUUGAAUAGGGCACGUGAGAGGGUGAGGGAAAGGUUGAGACAGCAAAGGAGUGUUGAGUCUAAUACAAAUGUUUCAGGUACAAAUAUGUCAGAGGGUCGAGGGAGUGAAAAUCAGGGUAGUUUGGGGGAUGCAAGUGAAAGUGAGAAUGAGUAUGGGACGUGGUCGCAUGAUCAGAUGGAGUCACAGAAUGAACGUGGGGAUAAUGAUGGGUCUAGUAGGGAGCAAUCUCCCGAUCUCGGCGAAGUCGAGAGGGAGAGGGUAAGGCAGAUUGUUCGUGGAUGGAUGGAGACUGGCCUUAGUGAGCCUUCAUCCAAUGCUGCCCAAAGGAAUGGUAGUCCAAGAGCUGAAUGGCUCGGUGAAACUGAACGUGAAAGGGUUAGAAUUGUUAGGGAGUGGGUUCAAAUGACUAGUCAGCAGCGUGGGGCUCGUGGGGGGCGGAGGGAAGAUCAGGCAGCCACAACUGGUGCUCCAGCUGAACAAGUUCAAGAAGGAUUAGUUGCUGACCAGGAUGAAGGGCAACCAGAGCAUAUUCGCAGGGACAUGCUGCGGCUGCGUGGAAGGCAAGCUCUACUUGACUUACUUGUGAGGAUUGAAAGGGAAAGGCAAAGGGAACUUCAGGGUUUGUUGGAACAUCGAGCUGUAUCUGAUUUUGCUCAUCGCAACCGCAUUCAGUCAUUACUGAGAGGUAGAUUCUUGCGUAACAAUGAAAGACCUGUUGAGGAGGAGAGGGCACCGUCAAUUGCUGCUAGUGAGCUAGUUCAAUUAAGACAAAGACACACUGUAUCUGGUUUAAGGGAAGGUUUUCGCUCCAGAUUAGAAAAUAUUGUCCGUGGUCAAGCAAGCAGCAAUUCUGAUGUCACAUCGAGCAAUAAUAGCAAUGAAUCUAGUAACGAACGGACUCAAACAAAUCUUUCACUGGAUGCUCAGCAUGAAACCAACGAGCAGUUACAGUCGAUAAGUCAGGAGACUGACAUUAAUCAAUUGCCUGAUCAAACUGGAAACUUGGAAAGCAACACAAGUGUUGGGGUGACCACUUGGCCAGAAACUUCUAAUCAGGAAAAUGAUAGAGGGAACUGGCAACAGUCAGGUUAUAGUCAGUUUGAUGAAUCGAGAAACAGUAAUCAAGCUGAGAUGGAUACAAACUGGCAACGAAGUCCAGUAACUGGUUGGCCCCAGGAAAUUCCUAGAAAUGUGGAUGGAGAAGAAGGUCAUCCACAUGGGGCUCAGGGGGUUUGGCAUGAGGAUGGGGCUAGAGAAGCUGUUGGAAGUUGGUCAGAGGGGCCUUCUGAUCCCCCAAGAACUCGUCGGGCUGUUCCUGUUAGAAGAUUGAGCAGAUUUCAUCCUCCUGAGGAUGAUAAUGUGUAUAGCAUGGAGCUCAGAGAACUUAUAAGCAGGAGAAGUGUUUCCAAUCUUCUUCGUAGUGGUUUCCGUGAAAGUUUAGACCAAUUAAUACAGUCCUAUGUGGAAAGACAAGGUCAUACGCCUAUUGACUGGGAUUUGCACAGAAACUUGCCAACGCCAACUCCUACUUCGCCAGAGCAGAAUCAAGAGCAGCAGAGGGAUGACCAGAAUGAGGAUCAGCCUGAUGCCAUUGAUAGACCUUCAUUGGUGCUACCAUCUCCACCAGUUCCCCCACCCCAGCCACUGUGGCACCAGGAUUUACAUCACACUACUUGGUCUCGUCACAGCAUGCACCGAUCAGAAAUUGAGUGGGAGAUGUUUAACGAUUUGAGAGCAGACAUGGCAAGACUUCAGCAAGGUAUGAGCCACAUGCAGAGGAUGUUGGAGGCCUGCAUGGAUAUGCAGCUGGAGUUGCAGAGGUCUGUCAGACAGGAAGUGUCUGCUGCUCUUAAUCGAUCAGCUGGUGAAAAAGGGAUGGUUGCAGAGACAUCAGAAGAUGGAUCUAAAUGGGGUCAUGUGAGAAAAGGGACUUGCUGUGUUUGUUGUGAUAGCCAUAUUGACUCUCUAUUGUACAGAUGUGGGCAUAUGUGCACUUGCUCAAAAUGUGCGAACGAGUUGGUUCGAGGUGGAGGGAAGUGCCCAUUGUGUAGAGCACCAAUUGUUGAGGUAAUUCGAGCAUACUCAAUACUGUAAAGACAGGUGAAAGAAAUAAAAAGGAAAAGGGAAUAAUAAAAAUCAAAUAGAAUUGAGUGGUAAGGUGAGAGAGAGAGAGCCCAUGUCAGUUGAUGUACAUGAAUGAGGAGUUGUCGGGGGGCCUGUCUUGUUUGUAGAGUGUUGUUCAUUGUUCAAGUUGUUUCCUCCGUUUUUUCUGAUUAUAUGUGGAACAUUAAGCACUUUGUAUGAUUGGAUUAACAAAUGACAUCACUAAUUCUUCA
Molecule: messenger RNA, 3023 nt
Organism: Pistacia vera
Lineage: Eukaryota; Viridiplantae; Streptophyta; Magnoliopsida; Sapindales; Anacardiaceae
Exons: 8
Coding region: 199-2781 (860 amino acids)
Source: RefSeq, a predicted model, not a curated record